AGUCAGCGAGACGCGCAGCCAGCCGGCGGGGCCCCGCUGCGUCCCACCGCCGGCCGUGUGAGCUCCGUCCCAGUGGUGGUCAGUGUGACAGAGCCGUCCGUCCGUGCAGGAGGAGGAGCAGAGCGGCCUGCGAGCCGGCCGACCCCACACCGCAGCCAGGAUGAUCGACCCCAGCUCCUCGGAGGAGGAGGAGGAGGAGGAGGAGGAGCAGGAGAAGCCCAUGGUGGCCACGGCCGCCUCGGCGCUCGAGGUCACCCCCAACACCAACUCGCUGAGUCGGGGCGCCAGGUCCAUCUCCCCUGCCAGCGGUAUCUCAGCCGACACACUGAGUGUCGGCAACAGUACUCUGGGCAGUGGCAGUAUGAGCCGACACAACAGCAUCCCAGGCAGGCCGACUUCGCCGUCACCGUCCCAGGCCAGCGAGAAAACCGUCACCGAACACGAUCUCCAGGAUAAGCAGGAGCGGGAGGAGGAGGAGCGUAAGAAGCGACUCCAGCUGUACGUGUUCGUGCUGCGGUGUAUCUCCUACCCGUUCAACGCCAAGCAGCCCAACGACCUCACCAAACGCUACCAGAAGGUCACCAAACAGCAGCUCGAGGUCAUCCAGGGGAGGUUCCAGAGUUUUCUGCGCGGAGAGCUGCAGAUCGUGGCCGACGAGGCGUUCCAGAAUGCCAUCCACAGUUUCACGGAGGCGGUACUGCGCUCGGAGCGUCUGGCCAGGAUGGUCCAGUCGGGCGCCUGCUCGCAGCACGACCUCAAAGAGAUCUUCAAGAACAUGAUUGAGAAACGCGUCAGGUGUUUGCCGGAGAUCGAUGGCCUCAGUAAAGAGACGGUGCUUACGUCCUGGAUGGCCAAGUUCGACUGCAUCCUCAAAGUUCCGGGAGACGAGGAGCAGCGGAAGCCAUCCAGACUGCAGAACGCCGCCAACUCCGAGCUGAUCCUCAGCAAGGAGCAGCUGUACGACAUCUUCCAGAACAUUCUCGGCGUGAAAAAGUUCGAGCACCAGCUCCUGUACAACGCGCUACAGCUGGAUUCUGCCGACGAGCAAGCGGCCGCUAUCCGGCGCGAGCUGGACGGUCGGAUGCAAAAGGUGGCAGAAAUGGAGCGGAAUCGCCGUCUCAUGCCAAAGUUUGUUUUAAAAGAAAUGGAAUCGCUGUACAUCGAGGAGCAAAAAUCAGAGAUCAAUAAGCUGAUGGUGAAUUUGGAAUCUUUGCCAGUCUCUAAAGGCUCUACAGACUCAAAAUACGGCCUUCAGAAGCUAAAGAAGUACAAUCACAGAGUGGUGACGGCACGCCGGAAAGCCACGCGCCACGUGCAGCGCGGCGUGUUCUCAUGUCUGCUGCAGUGCUGCGGGCCGCGACACGUCGAUCUGCUCUCCGUGCUGGCCUAUUGCCAGCGUUUCUGCCCCUGCUGGAGGCGACUGCUGUCACAGGCUUCCAUUUCUAGGGCGGAGGGCGACAGUCUCGACGCGGACACGACGCUUUCCAAGAUGGACGUGGUGCUUUCAUUUACUCUGGAGGUAGUGGUAAUGGAGGUGCGUGGCCUCAAGUCGCUGGCUGCCAGCAAGAUCGUCUACUGUACCAUGGAGGUAGAGGGUGGCGAGAAGCUGCAGACCGACCAGGCGGAGGCUUCCAAACCCAUGUGGGACACCCAGGGCGACUUCACCACCACCCACCCGCUGCCCGCCGUCAAGGUGAAGCUCUACACCGAGGCGGCCGGCAUGCUCUCCCUCGACGACAAGGAGUUGGGCAAGGUGGUGCUGCACCCCACGCCCUUCACGUCCAAGAUGCCGGAGUGGCACAAAAUGACGGUGCCGAAGAAUGGGCAGGAUCAGGACCUGAAGAUCAAGAUCGCGUGUCGAAUGGACAAACCGCUCAACAUGAAACAUGGAGGUUACCUCUACUGUCUGGGCAAGACGUGCUGGAAGAAGUGGAAGCGGCGCUACUUUGUGCUGGUGCAGGUGUCGCAGUACACGUUCGCCAUGUGCACCUACCGGGAGAAGAAGUCGGAGCCCACCGAAAUGAUGCAGCUGGACGGCUACACGGUCGACUACAUGGAGCCAGCCAGCGCUCAACUCAUGGUUGGAAUGGACCUGGAGGGCGGACGGUUCUUCUUCAACGCCGUGCGCGAGGGUGACGGCAUUCUUUUCGCGUGUGAGGACGAGAACGAGUGUCACCUGUGGGUGAUGGCCAUGUACCGCGCCACCGGCCAGAGCCACAAGCCCACGCCGCCCGUCAUGUCGCAGGGAAAGAACACGACGCUCUCCAAACUGCAGGGAGAUGCUGACCGGGCGCGGAAGCACGGCAUGGACGAGUUCAUAUCGGCCGACCCGUGCAAGUUCGACCACGCCUCGCUGUUUCAGUUCCUCCAGGCGCUCACUCUGGACCACCGGCUCAACGAGCCCAUCGCCUCGCUGGGCUGGCUGAGUCCGGGCCAGGUGUUUGUGAUGGACGAGUACUGCGCCCGGUACGGCGUGCGCACCUGCUUCCGCCACCUGGCGUUCCUGCGCGACCUGCUGGCGCACAGCGAGAAGGGCACCAUGAUCGACCCCAUGCUGAUCCACUGCAGCUUCUCCUUCUGCGCCAGCCACGUGCACGGUAACAGCGUCCAGGAGGAUGGGAGCAUCAGCAUCGGGCCGGACGGCGUCGGCAGCGUCCUCCACGAGGAAAAGGACAAGUUCCAGGAAAUCAAGGAGCAGCUGGACAUGCUGCUCGAGAACCAGAUCGCUAACUUUAGGGUUUACUUCCCGUUCGGCCGGCCGGAGGGUGCGCUGAAGGCCACGCUGGCACUGCUCGAGUGCGUCCUCCACAAGGACAUGGUGAUGCCGCCCUCACAGGACGAGGUGCGCGGCGUCAUCAAAAAGUGCCUGGAGAACGCCGCGCUCGUCAACUACACCAAACUGUCGGCUGACACGCGGAUAGAAGAUGCCGGAUCAGGGGUGGCAGACGAGCUGACGGGCGAGGUGGUGGUGCCGCCCAGUAAGAAGUUAGAGGAUCUGACCCACCUGGCCGACCUGUGUGUCGACCUGCUGCAGCAGAACAACGAACAGUACUCAGAGGCCUUUCGAACGGACAAAGCGUUCGCGUGGUUCAGCGACCUGCUGGUGGAGCACGCCGAGAUCUUCUGGUCGCUGUUCGCCGUCGACAUGGACCAGGUGCUCUCGGAGCUGCCUCCGGACGCCUGGGACGCCUUCCCGCUGUUCCAGAUUCUCAACGACUACCUACGAACAGACGAUAAUCUGAAGAACGGUCGAUUCCACCAGCACCUGCGGGACACGUUCGCUCCAAUAGUGGUGCGCUACGUGGACCUCAUGGAGUCAUCAAUCGCCCAGUCUAUCCACAAGGGCUUCGAGCGCGAACGCUGGGAGCUCAAAGGGAACGGCUGUUCGACGUCGGAGGACCUGUUUUGGAAGCUGGACGCGCUGCAGGCGUUCAUCAGAGACCUGCACUGGCCCGACGCCGAGUUCGGCUCUCACCUGGAGCAGAGGCUCAAGAGGAUGGCCUGCGACAUGAUCGAGAGCUGUAUACAAAGGACCGAUCAGGCGUAUCAGCAGUGGCUCAAGAAGGGCGUCGGCUUCGUGUCCACUGACUACAUCGUGCCGACCGACAUGUGCGCCAUGAUUAACGUCAUCCUGGACGCCAAGAACCAGUCGCUCAAGCUAUGCGCUGUCGACGGAGUCGAUGUGCACCAGUAUCACACCAAGAUCGACGACCUGAUCGAGCGUACGCUCUCUGGCAUGGUGUCGGGUCUGGUGGCCAAGCUGGUCUCGGUGCUGGAGGCUGUCAUCGCCAAGCUGGGUCGCUACGACGAGGGCAGCUUGAUCGGCAGCAUCCUCAGCUUCACGUACAAGCAGAACGUAUCCGGAUCGGGUCGUGACCUGGGCCAGUCGUACGUGACCUUUACCAGAAACUGUAUGGACCAGAUCCGUCAGAAGGUCAGCGACGAGCUCUGGAUCCUCAAUGUGUUCGAGAUCUGGUACACGCAGCAGAUCCAGCUGCUGUGCACGUGGCUCUCAGACAGGCUCGACCGAUCUCUGCACCCCUAUCAAGUCAUGUGCCUGGCCCACAUCGUCAAGAAGUUGUACAGCGACUUCGAGCUACAAGGCGUGACGGAGGACAAGCUGAACAGCAAGACGUACCAGACCAUUCUGCAGAGGAUGCAGACGGAGGAGGCCACGUGCGCACUGCUCGAGGGCAGCCGCAGAGAUGAAGAGGAGUUCCCGGACGGCGCAGGGGACGAGGAGGACGGCAGUCGGGCGCGCGGACCCAGCCUCUCGGUGCGCGAGUCACUGGCGGCCGAGGACGGAAACGUGGCCGCUAAGGUGGCCAACGUCACUUCCAAUGUUGUGGGCAAGGUGGGCAAUAAGGUGGGUGGAGUGCUGGGCGGCUUCUCCAAGGGUCUGGGCGGCCUGGGCAGUCGACUGGGCGGCGCCGGGGGUGGCUUCUUCUGAGCACCGCCGUCCGUCCGUCCGGGGUCAACCAUAAUGCAGAGACGCUGACCCGGAGUCGGCGGCGGGCGCACGCCGCUGGGCCCGCUGUUCCAAAUCAACUUUGUGAUCAUGUGUGUCGCGUGCGUGCAAGUGCAGUCCGUGAGCGGUGGCGGCGGCCGCAGCGCGCUGGUUUUGUACCGACACAAUAUCUCGAUGUUCGGCGGCGGAGGUGAUCUUAUGACGUCACGGUUCGGUCCGAUGACGUCAGCGCGCGUCCAGUGACGCGCACGGUCCGUAGAGUUAGUCCCUCCUGAUCUCCGGUGUCCAGUGAAAGGAACCCACUUUCUCAUGCUCUAUUGUUCAUCUGGGCUUACCUUCUACAGUCUGCAUAAUCCUCUAAAAAGAAUGGCAGCUAAAUUCUAUCCACUGCUGACGCUGGCUCCUAUGAGCUUGCACGUUGAAUAUCCUGCCCUAGCCAUCCAAUAAUGAUACGCCAGCAGAAUGACAUUCCUACGGGGAUGGAACGAGAGUGGAGACAUUCCAUGACAUUAGCUAGAGGAUCGUUAUCAGAGGUGAUGCUCGCAUAUUCGCCGAGUCCAGUCAUCGAACGUGCUGACGAUGUUGAGGGCGCUUGUUGGCUGCUGCAGACAUUUACGCCUUGUUGGACUAUGGCGCAUUUUAGAGACUCGAUACAGAAUGAUUGGCGAUAUGCCCUAUCGCACAAUUAACAAUCUACGGAAAGUCCACAGGUGGAGGGGCGGAUGCUGUCCGUUGUUUCACUCGGCGAUAGCCCUGUUACGAGUGUGACUGCGGUUAGCCGUUUGAACGAUUUGCCCUAUUUUGCUGACAGGCAUCCAGUCUAUAUCUAGCCUCCGCUCUUUGGCGCCGUUCUCUGGCGUAGCUGCAUGACUUUUCUCGUCUACGGGAGUGAGCGACGUUAUUUGACGCGACUAUAGGGACGCUGGCGCGGCGUCCGCGGCGCGUUGGCGGCGGUUGCGGCGCGCGCGCGACGUUUGCCGGCGGCCGGGCGGCGGCGCCGUCGGUGGCCUUGGAUCGGAGCGAGGCGGCGCGAGUUCCCGUAGGGCUGUUGUAGGGUGGCGUCGGCUCCGGGCCGCCGCCGGGGCCGGUGACUUUGUACACAGUGUUAUGAUUUGCCUUACGAGCUCUGCCGAUAGCCGCCAUAGCUCCGGUCGCCGUUGUCUCGUGCCGUUUUGAACUCGCUACCAGCGGCCCAGAGAGCGAAGGAAGGCGGCCCGCCGGCUCGCCGCUCAUCUAACUGUGUGCUAUCAUGCUUUUCCAGCGGGCCAAAUUCCCAAAUAUAAUCAGACAUGUUA
This is a messenger RNA of Amphibalanus amphitrite, 5763 nucleotides long. Its product is annotated as calcium-dependent secretion activator-like. Bases 161 to 4450 code for a protein of 1429 amino acids. The transcript is spliced from 36 exons. Lineage: Eukaryota; Metazoa; Arthropoda; Thecostraca; Balanomorpha; Balanidae. Gene Ontology annotation, biological process: synaptic vesicle exocytosis; dense core granule exocytosis. The record is from RefSeq and is a predicted model, not a curated record.